Salvia miltiorrhiza (redroot sage) is the source of this 766-nucleotide messenger RNA. Its product is annotated as transcription initiation factor IIA subunit 2-like. The transcript is spliced from 4 exons. The record is from RefSeq and is a predicted model, not a curated record. Gene Ontology annotation, biological process: RNA polymerase II preinitiation complex assembly; transcription initiation at RNA polymerase II promoter. Gene Ontology annotation, cellular component: transcription factor TFIIA complex. Gene Ontology annotation, molecular function: RNA polymerase II general transcription initiation factor activity; TBP-class protein binding. The coding region runs from base 216 to 536 and encodes 106 amino acids. Lineage: Eukaryota; Viridiplantae; Streptophyta; Magnoliopsida; Lamiales; Lamiaceae.
UUUCGUUUCUCCUUGCUAUUCCAGCGCUCGCUAUAUAAUCCCCAAUCUUAAAAUCUAGGGUAUAAAAGGCCCAAUUCCUCUCCCUCUCUUUUUUCCCAUCUCUCAGUCUCUCUCCCUCCUCGCACGCGGAGAAUCUCAGCGAAGAUUUCUGGAUCGGCAAAGAUCAAUCAAUCGGAUAAGCGGUGUGGGUGUAGUAGUACUGUUAUUGGAGAAGAAUGGCGACCUUCGAGCUGUAUCGGAGAUCGACGAUCGGAAUGUGCUUGACGGAAACUCUGGAUCAGAUGGUUUCUGGCGGAAUUCUGAGCCCCGAGCUCGCCAUUCAAGUUUUAAUUCAAUUUGACAAGUCGAUGACUGAAGCUCUAGAGACUGAGGUGAAGAGCAAGGUUUCCAUUAAGGGACAUCUUCAUACCUAUCGAUUCUGUGACAAUGUGUGGACUUUCAUUUUACAAAAUGCUCAGCUGAAAAGCGAGGAAGGCCAGGAAACCGUUGAUUCUGUCAAGAUUGUCGCUUGUGACUCAAAGUUACUAACUCAGUGAAAAGAUAGCUUACUUGUAGUUUUUGUGUGGAUCUAAUUAGUAAUGGAGAAAAGUACUGCAAGAGAAGAGAGGUUAUGAGAAAUUCCGGAGGCAAGUCCUGUUUGUAUUUAACAAGAUUAAGCGGAGGGGGGAGUAUCGGAAAUUAACACUCAUAAGCUACCGUUGAUGAUGGCUACUGAACUCAUAUUUUCGCUUUCUGGUUUAUCGGAAUUUAUCAAUGUUCUUCAUUA